AUGUAUUCUGAAGAAAUAACUCUUUUCUCUUCUCUCUUCUUUUCUCUUCUCUCUUCUUUUCUCUUCUCUCUUCUUUUCUCUUCUCUUCUUCUCUCUUCUCUCUUCUCUCUUCUCUUCUCUUCUCUUUCUCUUCUCUCUUCUCUUCUCUUCUCUCUUCUCUUCUCUUCUCUCUUCUCUUCUCUUCUCUCUUCUCUUCUCUUCUCUCUUCUCUUCUCUUCUCUCUUCUCUUCUCUUCUCUCUUCUCUUCUCUUCUCUCUUCUCUUCUUUCUCCUCUUUUCUUCUUUCUCCUCCUCUCUUUUCUCCUCUCUUUUCUCCUCUCUUCUCUUUUCUCUCUCUUUUCUCUCUCUUUUUUUUUCUUUUUCCUCUUUUUCCUCUUUUUUCUCUUUUCUCCUCUUUUUUCUUUUUCUCUCUUUUUCUCUUUUCUCCUCUCUUUUCUCUCUUUUCUCCUCUUUUUCUCUCUUUUCUCCUCUUUUUCUCUCUUUUCUCCUCUUUUUCUCUCUUUUCUCCUCUUUUUCUCUUUUCUCUUUUUUUUCUCCUCUUUUUUUCUCUUUUCUCCUCUUUUUUUCUCUUUUCUCCUCUUUUUUCUCUUUUCUCCUCUUUUUUCUCUUUUCUCUUCUCUCAUGA
Acanthosepion pharaonis is the source of this 624-nucleotide messenger RNA. NCBI's taxonomy places the organism in Eukaryota, Metazoa, Mollusca, Cephalopoda, Sepiida, Sepiidae. The record is from the annotation of a GenBank genome assembly.